This is a messenger RNA of Trifolium pratense (red clover), 584 nucleotides long. RefSeq lists its product as uncharacterized. The record is from RefSeq and is a predicted model, not a curated record. NCBI's taxonomy places the organism in Eukaryota, Viridiplantae, Streptophyta, Magnoliopsida, Fabales, Fabaceae. The coding region runs from base 189 to 464 and encodes 91 amino acids. The transcript has a single exon.
CAGCUACCUAGCUCAUGGUAUCUUAUUCUACUGACUUCUAAUAUUCAUAUAAAUAAGACCAACCAUAACUCAUUUCUCUUCAUCAAUCAACAACCUCACUUUCUUAUUUACCAAACUAAACAUCUCUAGCUACAUCUUAAUUUGUUAUCCAAAAAUUAACUUUGAUAUACACAUCAUCAUCAAUCAUCAUGAGUCGUGCAACAACAUUAAGCAAAGGUUGGAUGGUGGCUGCCAGUGUUGGAGCUGUUGAGGCUUUGAAGGAUCAAGUUGGUAUCUGCAGAUGGAAUUAUGCUUUAAGACAAGCUCAUCAGCACCUUAAAAACCGUGUUAGAACUUUUUCUCAAGCAAAGAAUUUCUCAUCUUCUUCACUUGUUGUUAGCAAAUUUAAAGAUGAGAAGAAGGCAAAACAGGCUGAGGAGUCUUUGAGGACUGUCAUGUAUUUGAGCUGCUGGGGUCCCAAUUGAUUCAUUUCUAAAUUAUAUUAGUAUUACAUAGUGAUGAUAGAUUAGAUUAAUUAUGUAAAGUUUGUAAUGGAAUAUUAUUGCAAUAGUACUAUUCAAUGAAAAAAGUUUCUUCUUAAUUCA